Trametes versicolor FP-101664 SS1 is the source of this 1146-nucleotide messenger RNA. RefSeq lists its product as uncharacterized. Gene Ontology annotation, molecular function: DNA binding. NCBI's taxonomy places the organism in Eukaryota, Fungi, Basidiomycota, Agaricomycetes, Polyporales, Polyporaceae. Gene Ontology annotation, biological process: DNA recombination; DNA integration. Bases 1 to 1146 code for a protein of 381 amino acids. The record is from RefSeq and is a predicted model, not a curated record. The transcript has 2 exons.
AUGAUUGCGGCGUCUUCGCUGCGACCAUUCGUGCUGGCGGAUGAACGCAUCACAAAAUGGACAUCCCCGCACGCGACUCAAUUCCGACAAGAUCUUGGCGCUUUCAUUUCUCCUGCAGCAUCAUCUCGACUCUUUCACAUCAUCUCGGAGGGCAUGGACGUCCGAACUCGGAAGAACUACGGAGCGGGCCUUUUACGGUUCACUCAAUUCUGUGACGAACUGGGCAUCCCGGAGGCAAUGCGCAUGCCGGCGCCGGAGGCGCUGGUAGCAGCCUUCAUCGCGAGGCACGCGGGCGUCGUCAGGCACGACACCAUAGGCAGCUGGCUAUCGGGUCUUGCGGUGUGGCACGCCAUCAACGGCGCGAAAUGGCCGGGGGGCAGCAUUCUCACCUACGUCAAGAAGGGCGCGAAAAAAGUAGAACCGCCGCCGCUGGCGAAAAGGCCACCCGUGACGUUAGAGCACAUGCACGCGCUCUUCACGGGCCUAGACUUGUCUAACACCUUCGACGCGGCGGUGUUCGCUGUUGCGUGCUGCGCGUUUUGGGGAUGUAGAAGGCUAGGAGAGCUCAUCGUUCCGUCGCGUCACGGCUUCGACGGCGAGAAGCACGUCGCAGCGGGCGUCGAUGUAGGAGUCCGUACGCUUCCGAGCGACGUACGAUACGCGGUCUUUCACAUUCCCUGGACCAAAACCACGAAGCGCGAGGGCGCUAACAUCAUACUCACGGCGAACCCCGAUCCCACCGACCCGGUGACCGCACUUCUACACCAUCGAGUAAUGAACCGCGCGCUCCCGUCGGGUGCGCCGAUGUUCGCGUUCGAGACGAAUGGUGAAUCCGCGGGGUGGGCACCGAUGACUCGCGACUGGUUUUUGAACCGGUGCAACGGUGUUUGGACGAUGGCAGGACUUGGCGUUCUUACAGGUCAUUGUUUCCGGAUAGGUGGAGCUACUGAAUUACUGUUACGCGGUACGCAUCCGGACAUUGUCGCGACGCAGGGCGGCUGGAAGUCCAAAGCCUUCCUCGAGUAUUGGAGGAAAAUCGAGUCCAUUCUGCCUCUCUUUAUUUCUAAGUCUUUCGAUCAGUCUCGGAUACAGUUGUUGUCGAACACUAUGGACGAGUUCCGGCGUAGAAACGCGGCACCAUCGUAA